AUGGCUUCAGCUACCAUCGAGAUCCCAUUUCUCGCUUCCCACUACGGCGUCGCUGAAGCUACAUUGACUAGCCUCCUGCAAGCUCCUACGGUCGCUCUCGUGAAUCAACUGCUCGAAAGCAUUUCGUCUAAAGCUCGCGAAUCUGAUGAGCUAAAGUCAGAUAAGCUUCGUCUGGAAGUUGAGCUUGAGAAUGCCGUCCGUGCUAGCGAGUCGAAGAUCAAAGUCUUGAAGGGUUCCGUUGAGAAAGGGUUAAAUGAAAUAUCCAGCCUGCGCACUCGCCUUCAAGAAUCCGGUCAGUUCCUGUACGAAAACGUGAGGUCGAACCUCGAAUCCGAAAUUACUACGUUGAAGUCGUCCACCACCUCCAAUGAAUCGGAAGUCAAUGGUCUCAAAUCCCGCAUUUCGUCGCUCGAGAGUUCUAACCGCGACACUUUGGCUCUUCUAGAGUCUAAAUCUUCAGCCUAUGAUAAAUUAUCCGAAGAACUUUCCUCAACGCACCAGAAGACCGUUGAGCUCAGACGUCAAGUUUCUACCGCUGAACAAAACCUGCAGUCGGCAAACUCAGCCUCUGCGAGUGCUCGCUUCCGGGAGCAGAGCCUUCAACAAGAACUUGAAUUGACUAAAAAGAGCAACGAAUAUUUUGAGACCGAGCUCCAGGCAAAAUCCGCCGAGUAUCUAAAGUUCCGCAAAGAGAAAAAUGCUCGGGUAGCCGAGCUUCAACGUGAAAUCGAAGAGGCUAGUGGAACAAUUGAUCAACUUCGUCGGAGUGAGAAUUCCUUGAAGAGCCGGUUAGAUGACAUUGAACACAAGUACGAAGAGUCGAUUGCUGCCAUGCAAUCCCUCAAGGAUGAAUCUACAUCGACGUCCGAAUCGCUUCGAAUCGAACUGGAAAGCGCCAAUCGUUUAGCAGAGCUUCAGGGCAAUGCAGCCGCAACCGCCAAGCAACGUGUACAAGAGUGUCAGAUUGCACUGGAGAAAGCGCGCGAUGACGCCGCUGAGGAAAUCUCGCGACUUCGCGCUGAAAUAGAGACCGAGCACUCUGACAAGGAGGCUGCGGAACGCAAAGUUACUGAAUUAGAAGCUAGGCUGAACCAAGCUGAAACGCAGGGGCCUUUCAGCCCAAGUCCUAUGAAUGGAGGACCAGCUACGCCACUUCGCCCUUCAACCCCCAUUGGCGCAUUUUCGCCACGUACAUCGAGAUCCCGUGGUGGGUUGACUCUAACACAACUGUAUUCCGAGUAUGAUCGAGUUAGAACCCAGCUUGUGGCCGAACAACGUAACAAUGCCGAACUAAAAGCAACUCUCGACGAAAUGGUUCAAGAUCUCGAGUCAAGCAAACCUGAAAUUGAUGAACUCCGUGCGGACCAUACAAGACUGGAAAACGCAGUAGUGGAAAUGUCGGACAUCCUCGAAACAUCUGGAAAAGAACGCGAUGAAGCGACACGUGAAGCUAGGAAAUGGCGCGGCCAAGUUGAAGGACUUACGAAGGAAACCGAAAUCCUCCGGCAACAACUUCGGGAUCUGAGUACUCAAGUUAAAGUCUUGGUCCUCGAGAUUGCCCUCUCCAAGGAAGGUCAGGAAUACGACAGGGAGGAAUUAGAGAAACUUGCUCGUAAUGAGAUUGACGAAUCGAUGACUUCUCUCAAUGCGACAGGUCGUUUCAUUACGCAAAACCUCACUACAUUCAAAGACCUUACUGAGUUACAAGAACAAAAUGUAACAUUGCGUCGCAUGCUCCGCGAACUGGGCGAUCGAAUGGAAAGCCAAGAAGCUAGGGAAAGAGAAUCAUCUUACCAGCAAGACCAAGAAGAGUUAAAAGAACUACGCAUUCGCGUACAAACUUAUAGAGACGAGAUUGUGAAUCUCACCGCCCAAACCAAGAGCUAUGUGAAGGAGCGUGACACGUUUCGUAGUAUGCUUAUGCGACGAGGCCAAGGCGCUGGUGAUAGUUCUUCGAUAUUCUCUCAGUCUGUUCCUCUUGGAUCAGUACCGCCCACAGUUUCUCAACAAGCCUCUGAUGGUACAGACUAUGCGGAUAUGCUUCGGAAAGUCCAAGCUCAUUUCGAUACUUUCCGUCAAGAAACGGCUACAGAUCAUUCCGCACUCAAACAGCAGGUCAAUGAGUUAUCUCGGAAAAAUAGUGAACUCAUGAGUGAGGCUAGUCGACUGAACAGUCAGCUGAGCGCAGCGCAACAACGAACGGAAUUACUACAAACUAAUUUCAAUAUGCUCAAGAGUGAAAACGUGGAAGUACAGAAACGCUAUUCAAACUUGCUGGAAAAUGUCAAUCGUCAGGAUAUCAAGACUCAACAAGCUGCUGAGGAUUUGGUCGCAGCCAAAGGAAUGAUUGAUAGUCUACAGCGCGAAAGUGCCAAUCUCAAAGCCGAGAAAGAUUUGUGGAAGAAUAUCGAAAAACGACUCAUCGAUGACAACGAAUCACUCAGAAAUGAAAGGAGCAGGCUGGACUCCUUGAACACUAACUUACAAAAUAUACUCAAUGAACGCGAGCACACUGAUGCGGAGAGUCGUCGCCGUUUACAACAUAGUGUCGAGUCUCUUGAGUCCGAAUUACAAUCGACGAAGCGAAAGUUAAAUGAUGAGGUGGAAGAUGCAAAGCGCGCAGCCCUUCGCCGCGAGUACGACCAUGAACAGUCUCAGAAAAGGAUCGAUGACUUGGUCACAAGUCUAAGCUCCGUCCGUGAAGAGUUGAUUGCUGUGAAGACAACACGCGACCACUUACAAACAAAGGUCGAUGAACUCACCGUCGAGUUGAAGAGCGCUGAAGAACGUCUUCAAGUAUUGCAGUCCAAGCCGAGCACGGCGCCUGUUUCUGUUAUAUCGACGACAGAAACGGAGCAGGUUCCAAGCAGCGGCUUGACGCGGGAGCAGGAACUGGCAAUUGAGGUUUCUGAGCUUAAGCGCGAUCUUGAUCUCGCUAGAACAGAUUUGCAACACGCAAAGGAACAAGUAGAAGAUUACAAGGCAAUCAGUCAGGCCACAGAAGAACGCUUACAGUCGGUCACGGAGACACAGGAGCAAUAUCGUGAGGAGACUGAGCGACUUGUGCAGGAGAAGGAGAACACGAUUCAGGAACUUGAAAAACGUGUCGAUGAAAUUUCAUCUGAGCUUUCCGCAACGAACAAUGAGCUCUCCAAGUUGCGCGACGAGCAAGGUGAGGUGGCGAGACGGCUUGAAGAACAAAAAGCUAGCUACGAAUCUGAGAUCACACGCCUAAAAGAUGAAGCCGAGAGACAACUUGAGAACGCACGAACCUAUGAGCAAAGCGUGCAGGCACAGGCCGAAAUCGCUCAGCAAGCUCAACAGAACUACGAGAGCGAGCUAGUGAAACACGCAGAGGCCGCCAAGCAAUUACAGACUGUUCGCUCAGAAGCCAAUCAACUGCGCCUGGAGAUAGUGGACGUAAGGACUCAAUCUGAAAAUUCCAAGAAAGAUCUUUCACAAAAGGAAGAGAGUUGGAACGAACAAAAGGAUCGGUUUGAGAGAGAAGUAUUGGAUCUGCAGAAACGUCGUGAGGAAGUCUUGCACCAGAAUACUCUGUUGCACAAUCAACUUGAGAACAUAACCAAGCAGAUUUCAGCCUUACAAAGAGAUCGCGCAAACAUAGUAUUGAAUGAAGAGGAAGCCGAUGGCACAAGCUCUAGCCUCGAAUCACUUCAAGAAGUUAUCAAGUAUUUGCGGAGAGAAAAGGAGAUUGUUGAUGUUCAGUACCAUCUAUCGACCCAAGAAAGCAAACGGCUUCGCCAGCAAUUAGACUACACUCAGUCUCAAUUAGAUGACACACGGCUCAAGUUGGAGCAGCAACGUCGUGCUGCGGCUGACAGUGACCACAAUAACCUCAGCCACAACAAGCUUGUUGAAACCUUGAACGAACUCAAUGUCUUCCGUGAGAGCAGCGUUACACUACGCAACCAAGCUAGACAAGCUGAAACGGCUCUCGCGGAGAAGACUGCUCGGGUGGAUGAACUUGUUCAGCAAAUUGAGCCUCUUCAAAACAAGAUUCGAGAGCUAGAGAACCUUGUUGAAAGUAAGGAUGAGGAAAUGAAGCUGAUACAUGCUGACCGUGACCGUUGGCAACAGCGCACGGAAAAUAUAUUGCAGAAGUACGACCGCGUUGACCCAACAGAGAUGGAAGCUCUCAAAGAGAAGCUGUCAGCUUUGGAAAGGGAGCGUGAUGAAGCUAUUGAAUUACGUGAUGCCCUGCAACAACAGGUGGACGGUUUCCCAGAGCAACUGUCGAAGACUGCAGAAGACAGCAAGGCAGAGCUUCGUGCCAAACUGACGGAGCAAUUUGUGAAACGAUCAAAAGAACUAAGCGCCCGUAUUAACGCCAAGCAAGCAGAACUCAAUACCAUACAACAAGAGAAGGAAGCGAUUCAACAGGAGCUCACCAAAGCUCUCGAGGAGCUCAACCAACUCAAGUCUAAACCAGCAGAGCAACCAACUACUCCAAUGGAUACUGAGGCCACCACUGUGGCUCCUCCCAUGCCACAACCAGUUACUCUAGCCACACCAGGGGACGAAGAGAAGAUUAAACUCCUGGAAGAAAAGAUCGCGCAAUUAGAGGCUGCUUUGGCUGAAAAGGAGGCUCAGUUUGACGCUAAGCUUAAGGAAAGGUCUGACAAGAUGAAAGAAUCGUACAACAACAAAUUAGCAGAGAUUCGUAAGAAUCACCAACAGGAGAUGGAGGAUCUCAAGACCCAAGUAUCGCAAGAAACCACGCAAACUACGGAUCUCACUGUCCCAGGGACUCCUGCGAAGACUGACGCUGGUGAGCUACCGGAGCUCACAGAUAGUCAAGUUAAAGAUCUUGUGGCCAAGAACGAAACAAUCAAGGGCAUGAUUAAGCGAAAUAUCCAGGCCCAGAUCAAUAGAUUGAAGCCGCAGUUACAACAAGAGGCUCAAAGCCAGGUUGCGGCGGCUGGUCCAGAUCCCGAAGCUAUAACAGAGCUCGAGAAAAAAUUCGCCGAAGAACGAGAGCGCCUUAAGAAAGCAUCGGACGAGGCAACUGACGAGAAGGUCAAAUCAGCGAUCGAAUUGAAUGACAAGAAAAUUGCCGUCAAACUCAGCAUGCUCGAAACGCGCGCUAAAGCCGCGAUGGCCAAGCUCCAAAUUGUUCAGAAAGCUGCUUCUGACACACCAGAGAAGCCUGUACGCGAGGUUUGGGAGGUUGCCAAGGAUGCGAAAGCACCCCCAGCGACUCCAGCAAAACCACCUGCGCCAGCACCGGCAUCCACGCCUGCAGCUCUACAGAAGCCAGCUGCGGAAGUCCAGGGACAGUCGGCACAAGCCAAGACACCUCCUCGUCCUGUUCCUAAUGCUUCUACUGCACCAACUCCAACCCCUGCUCCUGCAGCUACCGGCACUACACCUAUCUCUGGCGCUGCAGCUACUCAGACUCCAACUCAGCAGAAACCGGCACCUUCUCCAUUUGCGGUGAUCAAAGAAAAUCAACAGACAACACAGCCAGCUGUUGCUACCCAAGCCCAACCAGGCCAACAAAAUCAGCCAAGCUCAUUACCUAACAAGGUCCCAACAGGAGGCGUUGGAAACCAUGUUGGCGGCCCGGCCACACUUAGAGCUCUUCAAUCCGGACUCCCAGUCGCGCGUGGGCGUGGUGGACGCGGUGGCCAAAAUGUGGCGGGGGCUCAGGCAACUGAUCAACAAACGCUGCAAGGCCAACCUCAGAGUCAACGUGGCUCUGGUGGGGCGCGAGGAAGAGGAGGACGUGGUCGCGGUGGCCAACACGCACAAGCCGCCAAUGCUUCCCAUAACGCGGCUCAAGGCCAGGAGAGCCCCAACAGCAACAGGGGUGCGCUCAAUGCCGGGGCUCGUCAAUUUAUUCCACAAAGCAAUAAACGUCCGCGCGAGGACGGUGGGGAGACUGGUGGUGGUGACACGGGGGUUGCAGGAAAAAGAAUCAGAGGUGGUGGACAAAGCCGAGGUUCAUGA
Molecule: messenger RNA, 5970 nt
Organism: Talaromyces atroroseus
Lineage: Eukaryota; Fungi; Ascomycota; Eurotiomycetes; Eurotiales; Trichocomaceae
Exons: 2
Coding region: 1-5970 (1989 amino acids)
Biological process (GO): protein import into nucleus; mRNA export from nucleus
Cellular component (GO): nuclear pore
Molecular function (GO): structural constituent of nuclear pore
Source: RefSeq, a predicted model, not a curated record